AUGAAAUAUGCUGAAACAAUCUUUAAAUAUGCUGAAAAUAUAAUGGUUGUAAAGUUUCUGUGCGAGAGAGUGCCACUAUGGUUUUUAUCAUUAUUGCUUCGAGUGUUUGCCAAAAUAUUUUUCGAAGAAUUUCUCAAUAAACAGCCUGAAUUCGUUGUUCCACAUAAUUCAUUUCGUCGGCUUAUUGAUGGUAUUCAUAUGCGGAAACAUGGUUUAUCACCAUAUGAUGGUGAUAUGUUACAUUGUCAGCCAGUGCUUUUAGAUUUGUUUGAACCGGUUAUAGACCAUCCUAAUGUGGUUCUUGGUUUAUUUAUUAUUUUGGAUACUUUAACUGCUGAAGUAUUGAAUUUCAUAGCAAUUACGCAUUUGAGAGCGAAUGGAGAUUCGAAAUCAGAGGAAGAAAAACUGCGAAUUUCAUCCUUCAUUAUGAAAUUCUAUCUUCUAAAUCCAGUCGCGAUUGGUUCAUGUGCUAUUUCAAGUUUAUCGGUUUUAAAUAAUUUUCUUGUUUCGGUUUUCAUUAUGUCAUUCGUAAAAGGUUGGAUAUUAAACUGCUCUAUUUUACUGUCAUUGCUUGUUCAUUUUUCUCUUUAUCAGUUUAUUUAUAUUGUUGCAUUAUUCGUUAGAUUUCCGAUUGCGAAGAAAAUAUUAUUGUUUUUGGCUACGUUUAUUAUUUCUUUUUUCGGAAUGGUAAUAAUAAAUUACUGUUCAGACGGUGGAUUUGAUUAUAUCAAUUCUACAUUUAUGUUCCAGUUAGAAGUUCGCGAUCUGUCACCAAACUUGGGUAUUUUUUGUUACUGCAAAAAUAGGAUUUGCAGAUCAAAUUCCUUCUUAUUGUUAUAUCAGUUUUUAAUCCUUGUUUCCGUAUUUUCAUCGUAUCCAACUGUAUCUGAUAACCUUAUUUACUUAUGUUUGCUGCCAGUUUUCAUCAGUUUACAUAAAUAUCUCCGAUGGGAACUGAUAAUUGGUGGGACAAUGGUUUCAUGCCUUAUACUCGCGCCUAUAAUGUGGCGAAUGUGGGUAACAACUGGGUCGGGAAAUGCGAAUUUUUAUUUCGCAAUUGCGCUGUGCUAUUCUGUAGCUCAGAUUUUAUUACUUACGGAUCUGUUAUAUGCAUUUGUGCGUCAAGAAGCGAACAAGAAUCGUAAUUUGACUGAAACAGAUAAUGUAUCAUUGUUUGUUCUCAAAUGA
Dracunculus medinensis (Guinea worm) is the source of this 1188-nucleotide messenger RNA. The record is from the annotation of a GenBank genome assembly. Lineage: Eukaryota; Metazoa; Nematoda; Chromadorea; Rhabditida; Dracunculidae.